Messenger RNA from Sphaeramia orbicularis (orbiculate cardinalfish), 4172 nucleotides. RefSeq names its product internexin neuronal intermediate filament protein, alpha b (gene inab). The record is from RefSeq and is a predicted model, not a curated record. Gene Ontology annotation, molecular function: structural constituent of postsynaptic intermediate filament cytoskeleton. NCBI's taxonomy places the organism in Eukaryota, Metazoa, Chordata, Actinopteri, Kurtiformes, Apogonidae. Gene Ontology annotation, biological process: intermediate filament organization. Gene Ontology annotation, cellular component: intermediate filament; cytoplasm; postsynaptic intermediate filament cytoskeleton. The transcript has 3 exons. Bases 31 to 1479 code for a protein of 482 amino acids.
CCGCUCCACUCUGUCUCCACACAAGCCAAGAUGAGUUACGGACCCGAAACCUUUUCCGCCUCGUCCUACCGAAGGAUUUUCGGGGAUUCUCCCCGUUAUUCGUCCUCUCCAUCUCGGACGACUAUGAAUAUGUCAUCACGCGGAGGUUACCGGUCUUCCUCUCUAUCUCGAACCAACAUCUCAUCCCUGGGGUCCUACAGCAGAAAGUCCGGCCGCUCCUUCUCGUCCAUGCCACUGGAGACCUUCGACCUGACCCAGAGCACCGUCCUCAACAAUGAGUUUAAAAUCAUCCGCACCAAUGAGAAGGAGCAAAUGCAAGGUCUUAAUGACCGCUUUGCAAUGUUUAUUGAGAAAGUGCGCAACUUGGAGCAGCACAACAAAGUCCUGGAGACGGAGCUGAUUACUUUGCGCCAGCGGCAGACCGAACCAUCCCGCUUGGCCGAGCUUUACCAGCAAGAGAUCCGCGAACUGCGCUCUCAGCUCGACGAACUCAACGGAGAAAAGUCCCACCUGAUGAUUGAGAGGGACAGCAUAGAAGACGAGCUGCAGAAAGUCAGAGGAAAAUACGAAGAAGAGUUCCGUGCCCGUGAGGAGGCGGAGGCCACCCUCAAGGCUUUUAAGAAAGAUGUGGAUGAUGCCACCAUGGUGCGCCUGGACCUGGAGAAGAAGGUGGAAUCUCUCCUGGAUGAGAUCAACUUCCUGAGGAAGGUGCACGAAGAGGAGGUUGCCGAGCUGACGGACAUGAUCCAUGCCGCCCAAGUGUCGGUGGAGAUGGAGGUGUCCAAGCCGGACCUAACCUCCGCCCUCAAAGAGAUUCGCGGCCAGUACGAGUCCAUGGCCUCCAAAAACCUGCAGUCGGCUGAGGAGUGGUACAAGUCCAAAUUCGCCGACCUGUCCGAGCAGGCGAACCGGAGUAACGAGGCCAUUCGGGCCAGCAGGGAGGAGAUGAACGAGUUCAGGAGGCAGCUGCAGUCCAAGACCAUCGAGAUAGAAGGUCUGAGGGGAACCAACGAGUCCCUGGAAAAGCAGCUCCGGGAGAUGGAGGACAGGCACAGUGUGGAGAUAGGAAACUACCAGGAAAGCAUGGCAGAGCUGGAGAAUGAGCUGAGGACCACUAAGAACGAGAUGGCUCGUCACCUGAGGGAAUAUCAGGAUCUGCUGAAUGUGAAGAUGGCACUGGAUAUUGAAAUUGCUGCUUACAGGAAGCUGCUAGAAGGUGAGGAGACCCGCAUUGGGACUGGGAUCACCUAUCCCACCCCCUCCAUAGGCAGCAGUGGUGGAGGCUACAGCUACCAGACCCAUAUUUACUCCAGCUCUGGAAAGGGAUCCAAGAAGGAGAGCAAGGAUGAAGAACAGCACCAGAGCAAGUCUGUCAGCAAGGUGGCCCAGCGCGAAAUUUAUGAAGAGUCAGUGGUCUCCACUAAGAAGAUGGAGAAGCAACAAGAAGCCAGCGGUAUUCCCACCAAUCAGAAAAACUAAACUAGUGUAGCCUCCUGUACUUAUCGACAGUUACCCUCAAACUUCACUUUAUCCUUUGAACCUAUGCCUCUCUUAAACAUGUAUCAUUAAACAAACCCUAGCCUUUACACUAGAUGCACUUGUGGGGAUCAAAUGUUUUGAUAAUAAACAUUGCAAGAUCAUCUGAAAUAUCAUGUGUUAGGUUUCCACAAGUCAACAGUGUACAGGAGGUUUGUUUUAGGUGGGAUUUUACCCCUCCUAUUCCCAUUUGUCCCCCACGUGUUCCCCAAAGGAAACCCAUUAUAACUCUACUCUAAGUAUCACCAUACAAACCCACUGUGCAUCUGUUCUCUCUCAUUCAUCUCUCACAUCAAACAGUAAGCAAAAGCACUUAGGUAGCAUUUCUAGCCGGAAUAUAGUCUUUUAAAGUACAAUAACUAGCAGGUUUGUCACACUUCAGGAACUGCAACAACACAACUUUGCAACAGUAUACGUAUACCGGAACAUAGUGGUUUAUAAACUCUGGUCAUGCACUACUAGCACAAACUGUGAGUUAUUCUGAACACAUUCCAAGGAAACAUGUAUGUGUGAGUGUCACAGCGUGCACUUAAAGAGCAGAGAUCUCAAAACACAUCAACUGGCAUUUGGUCAUUAUAUCUACAUUUGCAUAUACAGAAUGAGUCAAAAUAGUUCCUCUUAGCAACAACUGUUAAGUAAAGAAGCACAUGAGAAUAUAAGAAACCAGCCAAGUUGAAUUGUAUAUGUAUAUUACAAUGUGUCUUUCUGAGCCAUUUACCAGACCUGUGGCUGACACUGAUAAUGCUGCUUACUGAGUUAGUAACAAAUAGAAAUCAUGAAAUAAAUGUCUGCUACAAUGUCUUCUUGCACAAAUGGAACAGUCUAACAGUUUUCACAGCGCUUUCAGAUGGUUGCUGUAUCAAUGUGACUAUGGUCCAAAUUAGCUCUACAUGACAACAGUAUAAAAGAGGAUUAGCAUCCUCCAUUAAACACCAACCCUUUGGAUUUCCAGACUACCCUUUUUUAAGUUUCACUACCAAAAGUUGAUUAAGGAGGCAAGUUAAAUGAAAGUAAGAUUUAAACUAUGAAACAAAUGUAUUAAUCAAGCAGAUUUGCAUGGUGUAUCUAGAUGUCAUGCUUGCAUGGAAUCCAUCAGUCCAUCAGCUCAUUCAACAUGACAUCACGUCAUCCUUUUCUUCAUUGACACUGAGCAUCAUCAUGCACAAACACCGUUUAACCACUGUUACAUAAAUGCGCUUGUUGGCCUGUAGGCUAGAGCUGUGACUGCAGUUAUAUCUUAAAAGAUGUGACUUAAAUAUGCUAAGGGUUUCUGCUGUGAAGAUACAGCGGGCACUAAACACAGAAAAGCCAAAACUACUACUGACGUGGGAAUAAUGAACAUUUUUCACACUCUGCUACAAAACAUACAGGGAAUAAAAAAAAUGCUGUAAAGAAGAUGUUGUAGACUGUGAACUGCAACUAAAAUGAUAAGAAUGAAGCAAAAGAGUAGGGUCAGUUUGAGACUGAAUUUUAAAGUUUUAGCACAAAUGCAUGUGUUCUGAAUGACCCAUCUGUGCCGGAUGAAUUGAAUGCACAUAUAGCACCAUUGGACAUAUACCAUCAUGAAUGCUUAAAGCACAUUUGAGCCCAAGAAUCCACACCAUUACUCAGUUCAAAGAAGAAAUACAUCUCAGUAAAGUCAACAAUUGGCAAAAAAUUCACUCCAAGCCUGCCAGACCAUGAUGUGUUUAAAACAACCUGACCUCGAUUUCUAACUGUGGCCAUGACUGGAUAAAAUGUCUGUUGUAGUAUAACCUCACCACUAGAAAAACUAUAGUAUGAAAGAAUGCUUUUUUUUCUGCUUGUGCACUGCCAGCGUUAACACAACUAUCUAUCUUCUUCUCUUGCUGCUUGCUGUGCCCUGACGAGCUGCACUCACACUACGAAUGAAAACUGUUGAUUGUACGGCAGGCUGCUUUGGAUUGCUUUCCAACUGUUGUACUUGAAGCUUGUGAUAAGUAAGUUAGUGCUGUGUCAUAUCUGUAUUUACAUAAGUAGUGUGUGUCUUUACACAGAGGCCUGUAAUAACUAGAUUUCCUUAAGGGCCAACAAGUCUGAAAGUUGGGGGGGGGGGCAUUUUGUUUUAUGGAUUGCUGGGUUCCAGUGUAAGGCAGAAGAAACAUCUCACGUUUACAAGAAUGUAUCACAAGCAGCAUUUUAAAGUUCUAAGCUAUAAUAGUGGAUGAAUGAAUGCCAAGUUGAAUCAUCUCCGCUGAUCGAUGGUUGCAAAUACCAAGCCUUUAUCUGAAGAAAAAUAUCACUACUACCAUUCCUUUGUCAGCACUGCCAAAAUCUAAGUGCACAUGCGACACUACUUUCUGGAUAAAGCAGUUUACAGCUCUCAAAUCACAAUCUGUAAUCAUUUGUCAAGAUGUAGCCAUAAAACAAAUCAUGUAGGAUGUGAAAAAUUUGCCUUAAAACACCAGCAGCUUUUUUUUUGGCCAUGUGUUUGAUGUGUAUGAUUUUGUUUUAGUGGAGUGUUUUCUCAUCUCUUUAUUCGCGUUUACUACAGCUACUGUGAUGAUAAAAGCAUAGAGACCGAAUGUAGUUGUUGACAUGUUAUUGCAUUGAGUGUAGUAUUUAUCUAUUGCUGUAUGACACCAUAUCAAUAAAGAUUUGACAUUACUGAGGCCUAA